Messenger RNA from Bactrocera latifrons, 2430 nucleotides. It is a transcript of the gene PGRP-LA, whose product is annotated as peptidoglycan-recognition protein LA. Gene Ontology annotation, molecular function: N-acetylmuramoyl-L-alanine amidase activity; zinc ion binding. NCBI's taxonomy places the organism in Eukaryota, Metazoa, Arthropoda, Insecta, Diptera, Tephritidae. The transcript has 5 exons. Gene Ontology annotation, biological process: peptidoglycan catabolic process. Bases 1308 to 2168 code for a protein of 286 amino acids. The record is from RefSeq and is a predicted model, not a curated record.
AUCGCAUUUAGUAGUAAAUUCGUUGAGCGCUGUUGAUGCGGUUUUACGACGGCGCAUUGUGACGAACACGAAUGCCUCUGAUAACGAAAAAAUCGCGACAAUGACGUGACGAUUGUUUUCGAAUUUUUUUCAACAUAAAUUAUUGAUAUCGCGGCGAACACGGUAGUCUAUAUUGUGACAAAGUCAUAAAACUGUUGGAAAUCAAUACAAACAACAAUAAAACGAAAAUGUGUGCCAAUAAGACGGAAGCAAUUUGCGCAAAGAAAUCAUUGUAUAUAAACACAAAGUGAAAUCAAUGUGAAACGAGUGAGAAAUAUGUGCUAAAAAUAAUUAUUAGUGACGUCACAUAAAAUACUGUGCAUUCGGCAAUUAGUCAUGUCACAUAACAAACUCUGUGGAAGUUCUAAAACGUCCCAUUCUUCGCUUAAAUCAGCUCAUAAUUUGCAAAGUAAAGUGUGAUAAAACGUUGAAUGCUUUUUAUGCCGCAAGAAACGAAUAAUGUUGUCCAUGUAGGAAAACUCUUAGUCACCGUACAAGAACACCAACAUACUAAAGUCACCACACUUUAGAAAGGCUAGUGCAGCUAAAGGCAAAAGUAACUUUAAUAAGUGUUGGAUUUCAUAAUAGAACAUAGCAAGUAAUCACAACAUUUUUCGAGUCAGACCGUUUAGCAGAGUUAGUCAAUUUUUUUGUUUGCCUUUUACAACAUUAGGAAAAAUAUAACAAAUAAAUAAAAUAGCAACAUUAUUCCAUCAUUUUAUUUGCCAUAAAGCAAUCGGUGCUCAGCAGAUUAAACCCAUUACAUUUCUUUAAGUUUAUUAUUUCCAUUUCCAUUUCCGGCGGGCAUGUCGCGGACGUUUCUUAUUUUAUGCACUUACACACACAUGUUUAGAAAUGAAUGUGAAUAAUGAGUGUUGAACUGACUUCUUUUGCAAAUCGCGCAUUCCUAUUGAGACAUGACGAGUGUGGAAAUACUAAAGAGCUUAUCAAGUAAUGUGUAUGUUACAGUGAAUGCUAAAUUUGCUGGCAGCUGGCACUGCAUGUCAUUGCAUUUAACAGGGAAAACAAAUACCAAACAACAAUUAAAAAUUAACAUUUUGAAAAGCUACAUGUGCAAUUAUCAUACAAAUAAAAUAAAAUAAUUGUAAACAUUACAAAUGUCGUGUUUAUUAAUAGCAGAGAAAAGUUGAACAAAAACACGUUUAUAUUGCCACUUGUUGCGCACCGCAGUUAUAUUCAACUUUUAUGUGCAGCGCAGAAUAUAUGUAAAAGGAGACGAUCAGUUGAACUAAAUAACGCUAAACAAAAUGAAACUGCUGUUGAAAGUGAACUCAGAAAGAGCUCGCAAACGCUACGCUCCCUCAGCGCCUGCAGCGACCGCCACCACAAGACGAAUCAACCAAAAUACGAGUAAUGUAAACACCUCAGUUUUUCAAAAGCUUUCCACAUCCUCCAAGCUACUAUUGUUGCUCAUUGUUGUUGUUAUAAUUGUGGCCGUAGUAAUUAUUUACAUACAGAUACAGCAAAACAACAAGCAGCAGCCCGGGCCCAUAGUGUUUGGCAAUACCUAUGAGCAUGGCACAUUUCCGAAUUUAGGAAAUGGACAUCUGGUGAUAGACCGCGAGCAAUGGGGUGCCUCGGAGUUGUCGAAAACCCUAACAGUACCACUAAAACAUCCGAUACCAUAUGUCAUCAUAACGCAUAUUGGCGUCCAGUCGAAGCCUUGCGAAACCGUGUACAAAUGCUCAAUUAAAAUGCGUACCAUACAAGACUCGGCGAUUGCGGAAAAAAACUUACCCGACAUUCAGGCGAAUUUUUAUGUUGGAGACGAUGGCAACAUUUAUGUGGGACGUGGUUGGGACUACGCGAACACUUACGCGAACGACACCUUGGCUGUUACGUUUAUGGGUGAUUACGGACGCUACGAGCCAAGCCAAAAGCAGUUGGAGGCGGCCCAAUACCUACUAUCCUAUGCUAUCGCCAAUAAAUACAUUGAGCUGGGCUACAAGUUGGUGGCGCAAAACCAGACAAAGGUCUCAAAAAGUCCGGGCGCCAAUGUUUACCGUCAAAUCAAAAAGUGGCCACACUUUUAUCCUUGUGGUAUUGGGGACAAUCCGAGGUGCGGCGUUGAGCUGAACAUGCCAGAUGUUUGGGAUGGAAAAAUGUAAACACUAUCAGCAGCACUAUGACAACUCUACAAAUAAAUAGCAUAAGUAAUAGUAAUUAUAGAAUACCUCAGUAAGAGAUAGGUCUGUAGCACAUAUUGGACAUAAAAUGAGAUUGGUUUUUACAAAAGAUUUUUACACAAGCAUAUUAUUUUCUGUUGUAUAUAUGACUUACUUUUGAUACUUUGAUAUAGUCAUACAAACCAAUUCGUAUGCCUGUUAUCAUCUAAUUCCAGAAAUGUUUAGGCUUUUAGUUGAAUAUGAU